Neoarius graeffei (lesser salmon catfish) is the source of this 2424-nucleotide messenger RNA. It is a transcript of the gene prps1a, whose product is annotated as phosphoribosyl pyrophosphate synthetase 1A. Gene Ontology annotation, biological process: ribonucleoside monophosphate biosynthetic process; 5-phosphoribose 1-diphosphate biosynthetic process; purine nucleotide biosynthetic process. NCBI's taxonomy places the organism in Eukaryota, Metazoa, Chordata, Actinopteri, Siluriformes, Ariidae. The record is from RefSeq and is a predicted model, not a curated record. Gene Ontology annotation, cellular component: cytoplasm; ribose phosphate diphosphokinase complex. Gene Ontology annotation, molecular function: magnesium ion binding; ribose phosphate diphosphokinase activity; ATP binding. The coding region runs from base 84 to 1046 and encodes 320 amino acids. The transcript is spliced from 7 exons.
GUGAGUGAGUGUGGAGUCGCGAGCGCGGGUGGUGAUCUGUGCUGAGUCUGUCAGGCACCAUUGAGCCUCCGGAGCAGCCGACAAUGCCCAACAUCAAGAUCUUCAGCGGCAGUUCGCAUCCAGAUUUAUCGCAGAAAAUUGCUGAUCGGUUGGGGCUGGAGCUUGGGAAGGUGGUGACGAAAAAAUUCAGCAACCAGGAGACAUGUGUCGAGAUCGGGGAGAGUGUGCGUGGAGAAGACGUGUACAUUGUCCAGAGUGGGUGUGGUGAGAUAAAUGACAAUUUGAUGGAGUUGUUAAUCAUGAUAAACGCGUGUAAAAUAGCCUCAGCAUCCCGAGUGACGGCCGUCAUCCCCUGCUUCCCCUACGCCCGCCAGGACAAGAAGGAUAAGGUGGGGAGUCGUGCCCCAAUCUCUGCUAAGCUGGUGGCAAACAUGCUGUCUGUAGCAGGUGCCGAUCACAUCAUCACCAUGGACCUACACGCCUCCCAAAUACAGGGUUUUUUCGACAUCCCUGUGGACAAUCUCUACGCCGAGCCGGCGGUUCUCAAGUGGAUCCGAGAAAAUAUAAACGAAUGGAAAAACUGUACCAUCGUUUCUCCCGAUGCUGGAGGAGCGAAGAGGGUGACCUCCAUAGCAGAUCGUCUGAACGUGGACUUCGCCCUGAUCCAUAAGGAGAGGAAGAAGGCGAAUGAAGUGGACCGCAUGGUUCUGGUCGGAGACGUCAAAGACAGAGUCGCCAUCUUGGUGGACGACAUGGCGGACACCUGCGGUACAAUCUGCCACGCUGCGGAGAAGUUAGUGUCUGCUGGUGCGACUAAAGUCUACGCCAUUCUGACACACGGGAUCUUCUCUGGACCUGCGAUCUCCCGCAUAAACAACACCAACUUCGAGGCCGUGGUUGUCACGAACACAAUUCCUCAAGAGGAUAAGAUCAAACAAUGUGACAAGAUCCAGGUGAUCGACAUCUCGAUGAUUCUGGCUGAAGCGAUCAGACGAACCCACAACGGAGAGUCGGUGUCCUACCUGUUCAGCCAUGUACCUUUAUAACGCACACACACACAGACUUGGAUACACUUCCUUGUCGAUAUUUAAUUAUUAAACAAAGAUAUUAACCUAAGAAAUGAUGAUAAUCAUGAUCACACACUCAUAUCCUUGGAUCAUGAACAUGUCCCUCAACCCUGUCGUAGAUGUGUGGCUUUAUUCAGUAAUUUAUGAUGUUUUGUCGCAGUGUGUCUUGAAGAUACAUUUCUCUAGUGAACAGAACUCUGGCUUUGCUCCAAAAUGUCAAUUUAUGUUGCGCUGCCUGAAAACUCUCCCUUGCUCGGCAGCGUCAUUGUGAAUAGAGCACGAUAAUAAUGUACAGUAAUUGUGUGUGUUCAGGCCGAAUCUGGAGUUGAGUGUUACUCAGCAUCAUUUAACGUUUUUGUUUUUUUUGUUUGUUUAGGAAAGAAUAUAAAUCGCAUGUGAAUCUGUUCCAGUGUGUUACAUGUGAUUGGUUGAUGGAUGAACAUGAAAGACGUGCUCGGAAUCAUGACAUCGUUCGGUUCUGUUGCACAAGCUGACAUUGCUGACAUGUACAGCGCCUCCUAUGGGUCAUGGUGGGGAUUUUUUGUGUGUGUGUGUGCGUGUGUGUCUGAACGGGAAUGCAGAAGUAGCUAAAAGAAAAUUCCCCACCAUGACCCUUAGGGGGUGCCAUGUGUAUUCAAAGUAGAAAUUUAUUAUCAACACCAAUUCCUGUUUUCUCCUCCAGUUUGAAACUUUAGGAUGUGGACCCUUAGUGGGCGGGGCUAUACCACAGACAAGCUUCCAGUAUAUAUUCUUAUAUAUAAACUCCUGCUGCCUUCGAUGUAGCUCGCCACAUCAGAACUCAGAACGACGUUAUUUCUGCGCUAACAUUAGCGAACAGUGAUAAGUGACGUAUAUUACUGCUGCACUGAUUUCCAUUACCUGUUAGCAUCGUCGCCCCAGAGCCGAAGAGAAAUGACGCGUGUUGAAAUGUUUCCUGUAAAAAUGUCGUUAUUCUUAUGGCAGCUGUUUUUCUUUAAGAAGCUUUUGUCCUGGACUGAACAUUCAGGUGUUGUGUUUUUUUUUUUUUAAAGUGUGCACUAGAGAGAUAAGUGCAAGGUCUAUUUUUGUAUGAGUAUAGUUUAGAUGUUAAAUGUUUUUAUGAUGCUCAUGUUUUAUGUUUAUACACCGCUCAAAGGUGUCUCUUUUCGCAAGUGCCUUUACACACGCACACGCAAUUGCAUGUUUGGUUCUUGGGUUUAACUUGGACGAUGGAUCGAACUGCACGUUUUACUUCCAUCCGUUAUUGUGUUUGUGCAGUGGGUGGAGCUUCAGGUAAUCAGGCUGCCUGCUGCUCCACCAAUCAGAUUUCAGCAUGUAACUUUACCUGAAUGCCAUACAAUAAAUCAUCUCAAAUUCA